AUGAGUACGGAAACGCUGCUAAAAUCUCAGGGCCAAUGGAAGCUGCAUGGAUUUCAAAGAGCUAUGGUGACGAUCUGUACCUACAAUGCACAUACACUUGUAUCCGAGUCCUCGAGAGAAAACUUGCUCAUGCAAGCAAGAGGAAUAAAGUGCAACGCUAUCGGCCUGGCCGAAACGAGAAGACGCCAGCCUUUCAAUGCCGUCUAUGGCACCGGAGAAGAACUGUUCCUUGGAACAUGUCACAGUAAAGGAGUCGGCGGCGCCGGCGUUGUCGUCAACACGAGUUUGUCCGUGAGCAUAGAUUCAUUCGAACAACUUACAACCUGA
Molecule: messenger RNA, 327 nt
Organism: Angiostrongylus costaricensis
Lineage: Eukaryota; Metazoa; Nematoda; Chromadorea; Rhabditida; Metastrongylidae
Source: the annotation of a GenBank genome assembly